AAACGUAAACAAUUACCAUCUUGACACUAACUGAGCAGUUUUGCAGCUGGUAUUUAUAUGUUUCCCUUGUUUGUUUCUGUGCGAAACGCCUGUUAGAAUUUCAAAAUGGAAAAGAAGAGACGUUGUUUAGCAUUUCUGCGUGUGAUGGUUAUUUUUAUGUGUCCAAGUUUGUGUGAAGCAACUUGUGGAAAUACCAAUCCACCGACCUUGAACGAUAUUUCACACCGAGGAUGGGACGACAGGUCGGAAUAUUGGUCGGGUGGAGAGGGUUUAAUUCUGAGUGAUCGUGACAUAGACCAGGGGUGGUACAGCGCAGUUUUUAAUGGACGACAGUACCUAAUGACUGACUCUAGGACUACUCCAGACCUAACCGGUUGCAAUUCUUUGUAUCCUGUAUACCUGAAAGAGAAACAUCCUUCACUUGAUGAACUGAGUGAAGAUCCGGUAACAAUGACGGCAUGCGGGAUGGACUUUACGCUAGCCUGUGAAUUGGAAUACAACGUAUUGAUCAGAAAGUGCGGAAAGGAAGUUCAGUAUUACCUGAAACCUACUGCUGAAUACUCAGUAUACUGCUUCGAUCCCGGAGACAUCAUUUAUGAUCUAGAUGUACCAGCACCAGAUGACGUACACUUGGGAAAAGUACAAGCUAAACCUGAGCUGCGUUUCAAGCGUUCUACACAGACUAUACGAAAUAAACAUGUAACACAAUAUGAACCAUACAUACAAUUUAGCUGCUCAUUUUCUAAUUCAACAAACUAUUUUUACACAGUGCAGUGGAAAGUAAAUGACAAGACAGUGAUUGCCCUUGGACCUUCCCAAAACAUGGAUGACCUUUCUCUUCACGAAGAUAUGUUCAAGGACGUUACCUUUGACUUUAAGGUUCAAUGUUCAGUAGCUGUAUCAUCUGUUAAACAUGGUCAGCAAACACAACCAGUGUUCGGUGAAUACUACCUUGCUGGUGUCAAGAUUUAUAACUCAACCGUGUAUUUGAGAAAGGGUCGGUCAGUGGAAAUAGCUAUGUCAUCCACGCUUCCAAUCGGAUGUAAAUACAACGAUUUCACUGGCCGCUUCACUAGCAAGUUCUGCAAGGACGAACUCAGGAUUUAUACAGCAGAACCUCAGCAGUGUCUUCAAGAAACUGUUAACAACAUAGUUAAAAAUGAUUUUUCAAAAUGUGCGGAGUUUAUUCCGACGCUUCCUUUUGGUGAGAAAUGGGAUCCUCAGAAACAAUUUUUCUUUAAAAUUGUUACAUCAGAUAUGGACUACGAAGACAACAACGUUUUUAACCUUAAACUGAAAUUCAGUGAAGGAAUGAAACAUUCAUUCUGGAGAAAUAAAGCUUUACAAGAUGUUCGGGUUAUUGUAACGGACAGAAAAGAAUAUAAAGAAAAGAUAUGUUACUCCCAUGUUGACCCACACAUGAGGACGGCCGAUGGCUACUAUUAUGAACAGCAGCAAGAAGGGAGAUUCGUCCUUUACUACAAUAAAGAAUAUAGAAUCGAGAUCCAAGAAAGAACAAUGAAAUGCAACAACAAUAGAGCAACAUGCACGUGCGGUAUUUCUAUACGAGCAGGCAAGGAUGUUUUUAUUGCAGACCGAUGUGGAAAAACAAACUACAUUGGCUUUUCAGAAUGCAACGAUGGUGGGAUUCUUCAAGUUGUAAGAGUUGACAGCUAUAAGUAUACGGUUUUUACACCCAUUGGAACGAAAAUUACCAUAACACUACAUCGAAGCAGUACGUAUGCUAAAUUCAUGAAUAUAGACAUCGUCAUGGCACCUAAAGAUAAAAACAAUGUACAAGGAUUGUGUGGAAAUUUUGAUGGUGAUAUGACAAACGACCUUGUUCACAGUGAUGGAACUAUAUCUGAACUGAAAAACAAGAGAGGUGGUAGUCAUCAUGAAGACUUUGCAAAUAGCUGGCGAGUACCUGACGAAAGGACCCCUAAUUCACGAAAGAAACGUAAUCUAGAAAGCUGGGCGAACUUGAACGGUAUGUACUGUGUAUGUGAAGAAGGCAAAAGUGGACGGGCUACAGCGGAAGCGUUUUGUUCGAGUACUCAAUAUUUAGACUGUACAAUGAAAAACUCUAUUACCAAAAGUAAAUGUCACAUUCUAAAUACCCGUAAAAGGAGGUCUCCAGGGUCACAUGCCAAAGAGAUGGAAAGACUUUUUACAAUGAUGGAACCAGUCAAAAGUCAUCAUGUCCAAAAGCGUCAAACAAAUGAGGACCAAAUAACUUCUGCCGAGGCCAGCGACAUUUGUUCACAAAGGAUUAAUGGCUCACUGGCAUUCACAUCAUAUUCGCAUGUGACGGGUUCAGAAAAUCCAUCUGCGGUAAUUGGACAAUGUAUGUUUGAUGUCAAGGCUGGCAAUGACAAAUCCCUGGCCGACGUUCAUGUGGAUUCUGUAAAUACAAUUGUGAAAAAAAUGAUGGAUGAAAUACCAACAUAUGUCGAAACCAAUGUUAAAGAAGUACAAGUGUUUCUACAGAACUCAUGCAUACAUAAUUGCAGUAACAGAGGCGACUGCUCUGAAGCUGGCGAAUGUAUCUGUUCACAAUACUAUCACGGUGCUGACUGCGGAAUUGACGAGAGGGAUCCUCCUAUAAUUACCGACAUUGAGGGCGGAGGGAUUUGUGAUGUCAAUGACGGUGAUGAAUGCAGAUGUUUUUACUUGCGAGGUGACAACCUUCUGGAUGGACUCAAAUGCCAGAUUGUCACAACUGAGUAUUCAAUAUUCAACGAGGUGAUAAAUGUAACGCAUGAGAUGUUAGCAGGAGGAAGUGAAGAUAUCUUUACUGGUGUGUGUUGUAUUCCUGAUGAGAAACGAUUUUCAACUGAUAUGUUUGCGAGGCUGCAUAACAUAUCAUUAAGCAACGAUGGGAUUCAUUAUGGAGAAUUCAACAAGAUGUAUGUCUUUGACUCCACUUGCCAAGACAUAGAUGAACAGACUCCUGGUAGACCAUCGUUUACAUUAAAGAACGGAUUCUGUUUUAUUGAAAAUGCUUGCAUAAAGAACCAGUCUACGUUUCUGUCGGAAAACAAUACAUGUUUAAUGUGUGACGUAUCUGCUGCAGUUACUGAAUGGACGGAAACAAAUUUGGAAACAUGUGUUCCAACAACAACAACAACAACAACAACAACAGCUACGUCCAGUAAUAUAAAUUCGAAUAAAACAUCAACACCUAUGCCUACCACAGCAGCAACAACGGUGGUAGAAACUUCGAGCACAGAAAAAACUUCAAAGCCAUUACCGGCCGGUACAUCUAUAAACGCUACCUCCAAAAUACCGAAAGAAAUAUCGACACCGUUCUCUGCGACAGACUUACCUGCGAAUGAAACUACGAUUAUGUCAGUACCAAGUUCGAUGACAGAAACAACUCUGGAAGGGGCAACAUUGGACACAGAAACAACUUUAUCCAUUUUACAGACAGAUUCAACUAUAUCAACUACAGAUACGUUAGUGGCAGUAUCAAACACAGAAACAUCUUCUCUGACUUUACCGGCAGAUGCUUCCACAAAGGCACCUACACCUUCAAAGUCAUUGAAUUUACCGACAUAUUCGACACCGUCUCCAGUUCUAGUGAAAGUAACAAAUACGCAGCCAACUUUCCCAGCUUUGUCAACAGAUGCAUCUUCCCCACAUUUGUCAACAGCUGCAACUUCCCCACCUUUGUCAACAGACGAAACUUCCCCACCUUUGCCAUUAGAUCAAAAAUUCCCACCUUUGUCAACAGACGCAACUUCACCACCUUUGUCAACAAAUGCAACUUCUCCAUCUUUAUCAACUUCAACGUCUAAGACACUGUCGACAUCAAUAACCCAAAUGGCUGCACACUUUACCGAACCAACUACAAAACCUCGCACAACUUUAAAAGUUCUUGAAAUAACACCAUCGACGACUUCGUUAAAACAACCUACGCUGGCAUCACCCCUGUCAACAAAACCGUGUUACUUGUCAGUUGUACGACGUUUGAAAAACAAAAUAAGAAAGAUUACGUUACGAAAAGAGAGGAAGAUGGCGAAAAUUCAACGAAUGAAUCGACAACUCUUGCGACUGAAAAUGCGACUGGAAAGCCUUAUAGGACAUGAUCCCGCUGGAACUUAACGACGAACAACAUUGAACCAAUGUUCUUUACUAUCCUGCAAUAGCAGUAAUAUUACAAUGCCUGAUAGGCGAUAAGACAACCUGUUUAAACAGUUAAAGCAGCACUAUGCAAAUAUUUACGCAAAAAAUAUUUGAAUGUAACCAAUGGAUUAUUUAUUCUCCAUAUUGACCUUUUAUAUUUAGGGUUGUAAAUAUUGUAUAUUAGCUCGACUAUUUCUUUCUUAAAAGGUCGUAGGGCUUUUGUUGCCAUCCUUCCGUAGGCGUUGAUGUCGGAAUCCUCGUUCAUUUCCCUUAAACUUUUUAAGUUUUUGCCCUUUUUAUACGUCCGUUUGAAAAACGGGACGUAUUAUGGGAACGCCCCACCCCUGGCGGGAGGGUGGGCGGGCGACAUCCACAGACUUUGUCCGAAGCAUAUCUUCUUCAUGCAUGAAGGUAUUUUGAUGAAACUUGGCACACUUGUUUACCGUCAUGGAGUGUCAUGCGCAAGAACCAGGUCCCUAGGUCUAAGGUCAAGGUCACACUUAGAGGUCAAAGGUCAAAUUCAAGAAUGACAUUGUCCGGAGCAUUUCUUCUUCAUGCAUGGAGGGAUCUUGAUGAAACUUGGCACAAUUGUUCACAAUCAUGAGACAGACUGUCAUGUGCAAGAACCAGGUCCCUAGAUCUAAGGUCAAAGUCACACUUAGAGGUCAAAGGAAACAAGAAUGAAAAUUUUGUCCGGAGCAUUUCUUCUCCAUGCAUGGAGGGAUUUUAAUAUAACUUGGCACAAAUGUUCACCACCACGAGACAGAGUGUCAUGCGCAAGAACCAGGUCCCUAGGUCAAGGUCACACUUAGAGGCCAAAGGUCAGAUACAAGAAUGACUUUGUCCGAAGCAUUUUUUCUUCAUGCAUCAAGGGAUUUUGAUGUAACUUGGCACAAUUGGACACCAUCAUGAGACAAAGUGCCAUGCGCAGGUCCCUUCUUUAGAAUUACUUCCCUUUGGUGUUACUAUAAAUAGCUUAUAUUGUAACUUUUUCAUUAGUAGUCGUAGGGAAAAAUCGGGACCACUUUUUUGCAGUGCAUGUUACAUCCAAUUUUGAGAUGUAUUUUGACCAAUCUCUACCUGGUAAGGAUUUUUAUGUGGACUUACAAUUAUUUUUUGGGGGGGUUGGGGGGAAUUUUUCUUUUUUUUUUUCUUUUUUUUAAGAUUAACUUCCCUUAGUUGUUACUAUAAAUAACUUAUAUUGUAACUUUUUUAUAACUGACCGUAGGGAAAAACCAAGACCACUUUUCUGUGGUACAACAUAGAUGUUACUUUCAAACUUUAGGUGUAUUUUAAGGUAUCUCUACCUGGUAAGGAGUUUUUAUGUGUAUUUAGAAAAACAAAAUAAUUACAAUAAUAACUAAACAACCACAAAAUUAAAAUUUCAUUUGCAAAUACAAGUGCUAGAGUAAAGAAAUUUGGUGUGACGGGCGUAUAUUGUGACAUUCUGGCACUCUUAUUUAUGUUUGUUAAAGUGUUGCAUGUAAGCAGGUUUCUGGGAAUCACUAGGGCAAAUGCUUUUAAAAUGUAUUUGGCACCAUGGGAAUUCCUCAAAGUUACAUAACUCGAGCAUUUAUUGCGUUAGCAUUAGGCUCCUUUUUAACAUAGAAAAUUGAUAAAAGUUUUGUAUGCUAGCAUGUUUCUUGGGGACCAUCUGAUUACAUGUUUUCUCUACACAUCUUUACUAUGACUAUACAUGGCAAGUUUAAUAACUCUGGCUGAUAUUUUGGCAAAAUAUGCUCAUUUUUCAACUUAGAAAACGUUACUAAAGUUUUUGUAUAUAAGCAAGUAUUAUAAGUGGAAGGACCUCAACAGUCGAGCACUCUGUCAUUAGAUCAUGUUUUAUUCUGAAAUGCUUUUCUUGAUCAUUAUCAUGUUUUAUUCUGAAAUGCUUUUCUUGAUCAUUAGAUCAUGUUUUAUUCUGAAAUGCUUUUCUUGGUCAUUUACAUUUUGUUUUAUUCUGAAAUGCUUUUCUUGGUCCAGGUAAAACAAUCGCUUAUUUAGCCUAA
Mercenaria mercenaria is the source of this 6137-nucleotide messenger RNA. Its product is annotated as von Willebrand factor D and EGF domain-containing protein-like. The record is from RefSeq and is a predicted model, not a curated record. Bases 106 to 4107 code for a protein of 1333 amino acids. The transcript has 21 exons. NCBI's taxonomy places the organism in Eukaryota, Metazoa, Mollusca, Bivalvia, Venerida, Veneridae.